Oryza sativa Japonica Group (Japanese rice) is the source of this 2072-nucleotide messenger RNA. RefSeq lists its product as uncharacterized. Lineage: Eukaryota; Viridiplantae; Streptophyta; Magnoliopsida; Poales; Poaceae. The record is from RefSeq and is a predicted model, not a curated record.
CACCACCGCAACCCAAAACCCCCCCGCUUCCACUGCUCGCCGGCGCCGCGCGCAACGCCGCGCGAUGAACCUAGUACGCUGAAGAGUCCAGAUUCGUAGAAUGGCGCGGCCUAUAAGAGCACGAGCACCCCCCCCGCGCUCGGUUCAGUUUACACGCGGCGUCCACCGAGAGAGACCGACCUCCAAGAAGAGCAAGAAGCGAGUGGGGAACGGGGGAUUAACAAGAAGCUCGAUUCCUCGCUGCUCGUGAAGGAAUCGCUCCCCACGACGACCUGGACGUGUACCGAUCUGACGUGGGUUCAGGACUUCAGGUUUCUUGAGUUCUUGGUUGUGCUGUUCAUGGUGUGGUUCGGUUCCACAGUUCUUGGUUUGGUCUUCCCGCCGAGAAUCUGAUGCGAGAUUCGUCUCUGGGUUCUUGGUUUGUUUGCCUGAUUCGAUGAUUUCAUGCUAAUGAAUUGGUUGCAUUCAUUGUUUCAGCGGUUCGACCUGCAAGAAUUUCGCCUUCCCUGACGAAUUUGAUCGCCUUCCCGCGUUCUGAAACCCUCACGCAUUCAGAGAAAAAAUGGCUUCUGAGUGGGACUCACCAUGCCAGUUUUGUGGCAAGAACUUCAAGAGAAGAGGUGAUCUGCUAAAUCAUGAGUUGACUUGCAAGUACAUUUCGGAUGUGCAUCCGCAAACAGAAUCUUCAGGAGAUGCUCAGGCUCGCAAGGAUAUUUUGGGAUUUCAUAUACCAAGGCAAAAGCGAACAGUUCCCGCAUUCCCAGCUUCUGAUUAUGCUCAGGGUGGCAUCAAUGGUGCAACAAGUGAAGUGAAAGUGGAUUGGGAUCCCGAAGAAGAGACUGAUGUUUUAGAGGCUCUCUUGCUUCUCAGGGAGCAACCUGCCUAUCCUGGAGAAGAGACAUUUUCUGAUGAUGAACCGGGUGCUGGUAAUGUAGACGAUGAACCAGCUGCUAGUAAUAAUCCAGAUCAGGUGCUGAAGAUGUGCUCUGACAAGGGUUCAUCUCCUGUGGAAUGUUAUGGAGGUGAUGAGAGGAGGGUCGGUGCGUGCGCCAUUGCGGGGGUGGAGGAGGAUGAUCUCAGCCCAAAUGUUGGUUGUCGAGGGGUCACCGAUUGUGUUGAUGAGUCUGAUGUGAUUCAAAAGCAAAAAAGGAAGCCUGAUCUUAGCGUUGCCGAUCUCAGGGACCUUGUUGAGAUGAAACAGCAAAACAUGAAGGCUGAUACCAAUAUUCAUGACCAAGGACAUCCUUCUGUGAUGCAGAUGCAAAAAAAUGAGCUUAGUCUUGAUCUACUGCCUCACAAGAACAGUUCAGAUCACGAGGUACCAACCCUUAGUGUCAGCUCUAUGGAUGAUCCCGAUGGCCUGGUUUCCACUGAUACAAACUCAGAUAAGGAGACGGAGACUGUCAAUGUUGGUAUUGAUAUCAAUAUUCCUGAGCAGAGAGAAUCUUCAGUGACGCGGAUGCAAAACGAGAAGCUUGGUCUCAAUCUGCUGCCUCGCAAUGACAGUUCAGGUCAUGAGGUACCAAUCCUCAGUGUUAGCUCUACCGAUGAUCUCAACUCCCUGAUUCCCACUGAUACAAGCUCAGAUAAGGAUACAAACUCAAAUGUAGCAGACAGGUUAGGCCACUGUCCUGCACAAGAGUAGUAGUGGAGUCCUUGUUGCGGUGAAAAAGGAGGUGCAGGCCUAGUGUUUCUGAUCAAACUCUUGAAGUGAAACCUGAGGGUGAAUUCUGAACUGCAGCAAUGAAGGGUGGUUCAGUGUGCGCCUACGUUUUGUGUUUUGUCUAACUGAUGAUGGUUUUUUGAUUCAUUGGUCUUCAUAUUCAUCGGUCUGAGGUGAAAGACAUGAUUUUUGUCUACUGGUAUAUAGUUACAGGCUAUAAUACUCAUACUAUCUUUUUGUUUCGUAAGCAACAAAUGUACAUACCUUUUAUGAAUGGCAAAGUCCAUAUAGUUCCUGUAUUCUUUCCACACUUGCUUCCAUAGUGAAGCUGUGUUGUUCACAUAGAUGCAAGUGAUGAACAUUUUACUACUAAUGAUGUGGAGUUCUAAUGCAUUUUACUUUGGCUUUA